Molecule: messenger RNA, 1572 nt
Organism: Xyrauchen texanus (razorback sucker)
Lineage: Eukaryota; Metazoa; Chordata; Actinopteri; Cypriniformes; Catostomidae
Gene: nr0b1
Product: nuclear receptor subfamily 0, group B, member 1
Exons: 2
Coding region: 78-875 (265 amino acids)
Biological process (GO): negative regulation of transcription by RNA polymerase II
Cellular component (GO): cytoplasm; nucleus
Molecular function (GO): transcription factor binding; transcription corepressor activity
Source: RefSeq, a predicted model, not a curated record
UGCAUGGACGUCUCCAAGUGUAAAGCUCAUCUUAGUUUCAACAACGAAACGACAUCAGUCUCCGCAGCGCCAGCAGCAUGGCUUACUUUGACAGCAGCUGCCACUGCAGCAGCGAGAGGAGACAGAACAGCAUCCUGUACAGCAUUUUAAAGAACGACAGUCAGUCUGCGCAACUUGGGAACCAGCCGAGGACCCCGAGGCUCGCCGUGUCCAUGCGCGCUUGUGCGUGCGGAUCCAAGAGGAAGGUCUCCCUGCGCUCCCCUCAGACCACAUGCAAAGCCGCCUCCGCGGUUCUGGUGAAGACCCUGAAGUUCGUAAAGAACGUGCCGUGCUUUCGGGAGUUGCCGGUGGAUGACCAGCACACGCUGGUGCGGAGCGGCUGGGCGCCGCUGCUGGUGCUCGGGAUGGCGCAGGACAGGAUCGACUUUGAGACCUCGGAGGCGCCCGAACCGAGCAUGCUACAGCAGAUUUUAACGAGCGGACAGGACAAGCAUGAGAACCAGAGUAAUGUGAACGCUGGAGUGGCGUUGACUGAUGUUCAGGGUAUUAAAAUGUUUCUGAGGAAAUGCUGGGGACUUGAUAUAAGCACUAAGGAGUACGCGUAUUUAAAAGGAGCCAUUCUGUUCAACCCAGAUAUUGCAGGGCUGCAGUGUCAACAUCACAUCCAGGCUCUGCAGAGCGAGGCAAACCAAGCACUUAAUGAAUAUGUCAGAAUGAUUCACCGCGGGGACAGUGCAAGAUUCGCCAAACUCUUCCUCGCACUCUCCAUUCUGAGAUCCAUCAACGCCAACGUGGUGGCCAGUCUCUUCUUCAAACCGGUCAUCGGAGCGGUCAACAUGGAAGAACUGCUUCUGGAGAUGUUUUAUGGAAAAUAAAACGGACAUAAUUAAUCAGAGCUUGGGAGGAGGGGCAGUCAGGAUGGACAGACUAUGAAAAUGACUGAUUUCUUUUUACACAUAAUAUUUUUGUACGUUACACAAGAGCUCUCUCUUUGCCUUCUGAGCUGAACUCACCGCUGAAUCCAAAGUUGAUGACGACGUUUUUUUCCAUUUGGGGAAAGAGCUUUAUAACAUCAUUCUGUUUGUUUGUUUGUUGGUUUGUUUACUUGCUUUUCUGUGUGUGAGACAUAGUGCAGCCUUCUCAUGAAUGUUUAUUUGAUUCUAGGUGACACUUAAUAAUAACGUUCAUUAACAAACAUUAAUGUAUAUACUGUAUGUAUGGCAUAUAAUAUACUUUGCAACGUUUAUUCAAUGUAAAUAUAAUAUAUUCUGAAUGUUUCAUGACAUUUCUUACUAUUUGAAUGUAUAUAAAGUAAUGAUCUUUUAUAAUGUAAUAGUGUUGGUAGUGAAAGUUAUUAUAAAGUGUUACCUAUAUUUGAAUAUAAGAAAGUAUUGAUCAUUUUGUCAUGUUAUGCAAUGAUAUAAUGGAACAGUGGUUACACUCUGUCACGUUCCUCACAAAAUUAUGUGCAGGAAUGUAUUUUCUACAUCGCAGUUAAAUGCAUUUGCGACUCAAUGUGAUGACAAGCACAAUUAGAAAACAGUCAUGAAAAUAAUUUAAAUAAAGUAUACA